Molecule: messenger RNA, 1062 nt
Organism: Trichophyton benhamiae CBS 112371
Lineage: Eukaryota; Fungi; Ascomycota; Eurotiomycetes; Onygenales; Arthrodermataceae
Product: PXA domain protein
Exons: 3
Coding region: 1-1062 (353 amino acids)
Biological process (GO): endosome to lysosome transport; protein targeting to lysosome; early endosome to late endosome transport
Cellular component (GO): early endosome; late endosome; extrinsic component of endosome membrane
Molecular function (GO): phosphatidylinositol binding
Source: RefSeq, a predicted model, not a curated record
AUGAAUGAGGUUGAUCUCCAGCUCUAUGCUUUGAUGGCUGUUGUUAUGAAAGAGUUCGUCCAUUCUUGGUACUCGAAGAUCACCCCUGAUACCCUCUUCACGGAGGAAGUCGUCCAGCUUAUUGCGCAUUGCACUAGAGCAUUGGAGCAGAGACUACGACGGGUUGACGUGGAGACGCUACUGUUUGAUGAGAUCCCUUCAUUGUUAGAAGCUCAUAUCAUUGAAGAUUCAAGCCGGCGAUUGCGUGUGGUCUAUCAUACGUUGCACCCACAUCCAGCACUAUCACCGGCCCCUGGUCCUAGUGACGAGGAUGGUGCGAAACAACGAGAGGCCGAGAGAAUAUACCGUCAGCUUCUGGCCCACGGAGCUAUGGCUGUGCUUCUUCCCACAGAAGAUUUGCAGAAUGUUUGCUUACGAACAUUGGUUGGAGAUAUAUUGGCCGAUCUACUCUUGGGAGGGGUUGUCAGUGGGAAAGUUUCUGAGGGGUGGUUUAUCUGGGAUGCCAUCUCGAAAAUUCUCGCGAGCUUGAACCAAAAACCUCAAGGUGAUGGUGUGGAACACGACCACAGUGGCAAUCUAGAAAAGGGCGAUCCCGAACCUGAUCAGGAACGAUCAUCUAACUUUGGCAGUUAUUCGACUCAGAGAGGCCAAUCGGUCCUCCUAUCAACCCUUUUCAGCUUGAUGCAAUACUGCUAUAUAGCCUAUGUUGCAUCUCGGUUCGUGGCUUUGGGGUUGUUUCGUGUCUCAUCUUCACCAUCGUCAACAGCAACAACCUCAUCCCCAGCAUAUGCUAGCAAUAGCAUCAACUCUAAAGAGGCAACCCCUUCCCGAUCCAAGGGUAACAUCGUGCGAUUGCCCGUUUUGGAGUAUCGAAUCCUUAGCGUGAUUUCGCAGCUUCUUGACAUAUCAAGCCGAAUGCCAUGGCUUGGAGGGAUUCUGGCCCUUGUCCACCACCUUUUGAUGACAGGUCCGGGCAAGAUUGGAACGGCAGAUGGAAUGAUUGACAGGAUGGAUGAAGGGCUGUCUUCAUUCACCCGUGCUCCAUCCAAACAUCGAUCUUGA